This is a messenger RNA of Ipomoea triloba (trilobed morning glory), 1851 nucleotides long. RefSeq lists its product as uncharacterized. The coding region runs from base 1 to 1851 and encodes 616 amino acids. Lineage: Eukaryota; Viridiplantae; Streptophyta; Magnoliopsida; Solanales; Convolvulaceae. The record is from RefSeq and is a predicted model, not a curated record. The transcript is spliced from 2 exons.
AUGUCGAGUCCGACGAGUUCUCAGAUCCCUGACCCAGAAAUCCCCACCCAAGAUGAAACAAGCAGUUCACAUCAACGUUCGCAGACCGAAACACUAGAAGAAGAAGAAUCACAAAACCUAGAUAACCCUCAAGAUCAAGAAGUUGCUGAUCAAGAAGACCCAAAAUCCCACCCCGAAGAAAACCCAGACGAGGAAUUCUUAGGUGAGGCUCUUCCUUUACCUGCUGCUAUUCAUGUGGCGGUUCCACCCAUGGGUGGAGACAUGCUUGAUGCCCCUUUGCCCUCACCCGCUAACCCUAACAGGCGCGCCCCCAAGCGCAAGAAGGGUAAAUUUUAUGCCAAGAAGCAACAGGCUAUAGAUAAGAAAUUGAGUACCCUUUUGGGGAGUUUGAACCCUAUUCCCUUUGUGCCCUCCAAGAUUCUUGAUUUCAGUAAACAUGAGAAGCUGAUGAAGCAGUUAGGACUGUGGGAAUUCGUUCAUAUAGAGUUUGAUCAGAACAUUAGGGUUGAUUUGGUUGCUCAGCUGGUUGCAUCUUAUGACCCAAGACUUAGGUGUAGUUAUGUGAAUGAGCGCAGGAUCCAAGUGAGUAGGGCAGAUUUAGGGCGGGCUCUUAAGUUGCAUGUGAAGAAGGAGAAGGGUGGGGCAAAUUUGUUGGAGGGUGUGGACUUAGAUGGGGAAUCAUUGCCUGAUGAGUCCGUUGCGAUUAUUGAGGAUUUCGUGUCGAAUUGGGUGCUUUUGCAUGAGGAUGCUUGGAUAAUGCCAAGUGAGGUGCUGAACUGGACAAAGUUUAUCAAGGAUAAACACCCGGAGAAGGUGGAUUGGGCUGGGUUGUUCUGGUUCAUGGUGGAGAAGGAGUUGAUACGGGGUGAGAAGUUGGAAGAUUGUUAUUACGCUGCACAUUUGCAGUGUUUAAUUAAGUCGCAACGUGAAGUGUUGUUUAGUGAGGAGCCUGACAAGGGACAACAUGAAGAGGGUUUGUUGGCGGAGGAGACUGAGAAGGUACAACAUGAAAGCAGGCUAUUACAUGAAGAGGGUUUGUUGGUAGAGGAGACUGAGAAGGUUCAACAUGAAAGCAGGCUAUUUACCGAGGAGCCUGCCGAUGUGGAAGAAGUCAAGGAAGUGGAAGACGGUGCUGGUGAGAGUGAUGUGAAAGUUGGAGGUGUGGCUGAGGGUCAAGAAGAAGGGACUCUGAUCAAAGAGCUAAAUAUUGAGCUGACAUUGGGCCAGGAUGUCCAGGCGAUCGAAAUGGACCAGGAUGUUCAGGAGAUGGAAGAUGUGAAGGAUGCGGAGAUGAUGGAUUUUGAGGAGCACGUGGAAGAACAGCAAGAGGAGGGGGAGGAACGGGGGCCCUUUUUGCAGAAGUGUAUGAAAGAAUGUAUGAGUUUGGGUGAGAAUGAGCAGACAGAAGAAGAAAAUGAGGAGUUGGAGGAAGAAGAUGAAGAGCAAGAGGGGGAGGAUGGUUUAGCCAUUCCGCCUAUGGUUGAUCCUCUUGGUGUUGGUGGGGAUGGACAUGCUGAAAAUUAUCUUGAAGCAAUGGAGACAACCCAGAUUGCACUCGAUUCUCAUGGGCAUCUUCCCUUUCAGUCCUCGGUUGACCUUCUUGCUUCUAGAACUGAUCUGAAUUCUGGUGGCACAUUUUUUGACCAUGGUGGUAAAAGAGGCGCUGAGCAUGACAAUGUCAUUGGCAGUCAUUCUCUUGGGGGCAAUAAGAGAUUGAGGAUGGACAGUCCAUGGGAUAACAAGCCAUUGGACUUUGGGACAUGCAUUGAGCAAAUGGAACAAUUGAUGACAAGAGCUAAGAUGCUGUAUGAAGCAAAGGAACAAAAUGAGCAAGACUAUUUUUCGUCUUGA